AUGACUAUCCAGAUGAUAGUUGUUUACCUAAUGGCCUCUGUUUCAAUCCAUGCCUGCAAGACGAAAAUGCAACUUGCGACGCUGCACAAGGAGCAGGGACCUACUGGCGCGAAUCGUGCACAGAUCCUACCUGGAGCAGCCCACACUGAUCAUCAAAUUACACUGAAGGUUGCCAACGCAUCCGACUCGGAGGAUGUUGUUAUGACAAUGUGCCCAAUUGAUGGGAAAUGGUGUUGUGGAUCUGUAUCAGCACGAGAGUGCUGCGCAAAUGCCGAGCGUAUUGAGAUAAAAGCGAAGAUUUAUGAGACUACGACAUCGGCUACGACAUUGACGUCAACAUCGACAACCCAAUCAUCAGCUACAUCAAGUACUGACAAAGCACAAUCAACAUUGUCUGCACUAAGUGCCACUCAGGAUAAAGAGACUAGCGACAAAGAGGCAAGAAAUACAGGUCUUGGGGUCGGUUUUGGAUUGGGCAUACCGCUUCUGAUGAGCGUGGUAGGCAUAGCAUGGAUUUUGUAUCGCAGGAGACAGUCUGGUUUACUUCAAUUCCCAGCCUAUAUGGAAGCCCAUCAGGCUCCAAAUCAACCUGGAGAACUUGCUGCGACUCCAAAAGUUUCCGAGAUUUAUUCAACUGAGCAAGAACCGUCUCAUGAGAUGGACGGAUGGAAUCAUAAUCCAACUGACACCCGACAAGCAUCAUCGGGUUCGUCCAAGGGCAUUGAGGCCCGUUUCUCACCUGAGGACUCCUUCCGCUCAGACCUUAUUGACCUGCUCUCUAUCUACUCGGCCGUUGAUAAGGUCGGCGUGAACCGUGUUGGUAUUGCCGACAAUGUCGGUUGCACCUCCCCUCUCCAGGUCUAUGAGCUCGUUCGCGUACUGCGUGGUGUUGUCGGCUGUGACAUCGAGACUAGCUUCCACGACGAUACUGGCUGCGCCAUUUCCAACGCCUAG
Messenger RNA from Penicillium taxi, 954 nucleotides. Its product is annotated as HMGL-like-domain-containing protein. Gene Ontology annotation, cellular component: mitochondrion. The record is from RefSeq and is a predicted model, not a curated record. Bases 1 to 954 code for a protein of 317 amino acids. The transcript has 3 exons. Gene Ontology annotation, molecular function: homocitrate synthase activity. NCBI's taxonomy places the organism in Eukaryota, Fungi, Ascomycota, Eurotiomycetes, Eurotiales, Aspergillaceae.